Molecule: messenger RNA, 1089 nt
Organism: Pleuronectes platessa (European plaice)
Lineage: Eukaryota; Metazoa; Chordata; Actinopteri; Pleuronectiformes; Pleuronectidae
Product: POU domain, class 3, transcription factor 4-like
Exons: 1
Coding region: 1-1089 (362 amino acids)
Biological process (GO): brain development; regulation of transcription by RNA polymerase II
Cellular component (GO): nucleus
Molecular function (GO): RNA polymerase II cis-regulatory region sequence-specific DNA binding; DNA-binding transcription factor activity, RNA polymerase II-specific
Source: RefSeq, a predicted model, not a curated record
AUGGCCACAGCUGCUUCCAGCCCCUACACCCUGCUCAGCUCCAGUCCAAUGAUCCACCCGGACAGCCAGGCCAUGCAGCCUGCUAGCCCCUACAGAGGACACCAGAAACUCCUCCAGACUGACUACCUGCAGAGCAUCCAGAGCAACGGACACCCCCUCGGGCACCAGUGGGCGAGCAGCCUGUCGGAGGGCAGCCCCUGGUCGUCCUCCAUGGAGCAGCAGGACAUCAAACCAGGCCGGGAGGACCUGCAGCUCGGCAUCAUCCAUCACCGGUCCUCGCACGUAGCGCAUCACUCCCCUCAUCACAACAACCAUGGUAACCACCCGGGAGCAUGGGGAACUCCCGUGUCCCACAACUCCUCCAUCACCAGCGGGCAGCAGAUCAACAUCUACUCCCAGACGGGCUUCACUGUCAACGGCAUGCUGGACCACGGCGGGCUCACGCCUCCACCCAACCAGCAGGGCCAAGGCAUGCACCCGGGCCUCAGGGACACGCUCAGCCCAGAGCACAGCGACCUCGGCGGGCACCACUGCCACGACCACUCCGACGAGGAGACGCCGACCUCGGACGAGCUGGAGCACUUUGCCAAGCAGUUCAAACAGCGGAGGAUCAAGCUGGGCUUUACGCAGGCGGACGUGGGGUUGGCUCUGGGCACGUUGUACGGGAACGUCUUUUCCCAAACCACCAUCUGCAGGUUCGAGGCUCUGCAGCUGAGCUUUAAAAACAUGUGCAAACUAAAGCCGCUGCUGAACAAGUGGCUGGAGGAGGCGGACUCGACCACGGGCUGCUCGAGCAGUAUAGACAAGAUAGCAGCUCAGGGGAGGAAGAGGAAGAAGAGGACGUCCAUCGAGGUGAGCGUGAAGGGGGUGCUGGAAACGCACUUCCUCAAGUGUCCCAAACCCGCCGCGCAAGAGAUCACGGCGCUGGCGGACUCGCUGCAGCUGGAGAAGGAGGUGGUGCGCGUGUGGUUCUGCAACCGGCGGCAGAAGGAGAAGCGCAUGACACCGCCGGGGGAGCAGCCGCCGCACGAGGGACCCUACUCGCACAGCGGGAGCGCGGGGGACGCGUCCUCGUGUCACGAUCUCUGA